Messenger RNA from Lemur catta (Ring-tailed lemur), 910 nucleotides. It is a transcript of the gene TMEM126A, whose product is annotated as transmembrane protein 126A. Gene Ontology annotation, cellular component: mitochondrion. The record is from RefSeq and is a predicted model, not a curated record. Gene Ontology annotation, biological process: mitochondrial respiratory chain complex I assembly. Bases 266 to 853 code for a protein of 195 amino acids. Lineage: Eukaryota; Metazoa; Chordata; Mammalia; Primates; Lemuridae. The transcript has 5 exons.
AUCUCAACCGGCCCAACCUCAUCGCUCACCCGCCCAGCACCUCCCCCCGCCUGAAGCCCCUUAGCCGGAGCCGCUUUAGGCUGCAAACCAGGUCCUGGAGCCCAAUUAUUGGCCGCAAGCCCGCGCCCGCCCAGGCCGAAUCACGUGUCAGCUCAAGAUGGCUGCGCCCAGUAUAGCUGAACAAAGGUUGCGGUAAGGCCCAGCGAGGCUGACGAAAAUCGGAGGCGGGAGCGGCUCCUGGAAGACGGAGAGCAUAAGGCUCAAGAUGGAAAAUCAUAAGCCAGAUGAUACUAGCGAGGAAAACUCAACAAUUUUGAGUAUUAUACUCACAAAAAUUAACCAGCUUCCAGAAUCAGAAAGGAAUUUACUUGAUCAUGGAUCAACAUAUAUUGGACUUAAUGCUGCUCUCUGUGGCCUAAUAGCAAACAGUCUUUUUCGACGCACCUUGAAUGUGACACAGGCUCGUAUUGCUGCUGGCUUACCAAUGGCAGUGAUCCCAUUUUUCACAACACAGGUAGCUUACACAAGUUUUGUAAGUUUACCUUUGACCACAGGUGAUUUGAACUGUGAAACCUGUACAGUAACUCGGGGUGGACUGGUUGGUCUUGUUUUGGGUGGUCUGUAUCCUGUUUUCCUGGCUAUCCCUGUGAAUGGUGGCCUAGCAGCCAGGUAUCAAUCAAUUCUCCUACCAGAGAAAGGAAACAUCUUAACUUACUGGAUUAGAAUUUCUAAGCCUGUCUUUAGAAAGAUGUUAUUUCCCAUUUUGCUCCAGACUGUGUUUGCAGCAUACCUUGGAUCUCGACAAUAUAAACUCCUUAUAAAGGCCCUUCAGUUACCUGAACCUGGCACCUAAAAGUUCACUGAUUUUAAGCAAAUAUGUACUCAUAAAAAAAUAAAAUGGUAAAAAUAA